UCUUCUUCCCCACGACACCACCAUCAAAACCCACCAUUUCUCUUUCCUUUUCCUUCUCUCUUUCCUCUUCUUCCCCAAACAAACCCCCUUUUCACCAUCUUCUCUACUUUGCUUUUUCUUUCCUCCUCCUCCUUCUUCCAUCCAUUCCAUUCCAAUCCCUUCAUUUCCAAUCAACCCAACAACCCUUUCCCUUAAAUCUCCCCCAAUUUCCCUUCAAUUUGAUGCGUCUUGAAGGAUCGAAGUGAAACUGUGUUUUCUGAUCAUUAUUCUAUGUCGACUAUUUCCAAAGAUGAUAACAUGGUUUUGUCCUCUGAGGACUCUUCUUGCCCAGAUGAAUCCGAAAUCGAAUUGGGGUUAGGGCUUUGUCUCGGUGUUCGUGAUUCCGCCACACGCAAGAUUCAGAAAGUUUCAAUCGGGGUUCAAUUUGGUAGAAUUUUAACCGCGGAGGAUUUUCCUUCCUCGAUCUCUUCUCAUUCGUCUAUGUCUUCUUCUUCAACCACCUCUUCUGUUUGUUCCUCAUCAUCGCUUCGUGGAGUCAAUGUCACUGAUGGGUCGAAGAGAAAUUCUGAUUCUGCUCCAACUAUCAAUGGCGGGAGAACUAGCCAGGUAGUGGGUUGGCCCCCAAUCAGAGCUUCUAGGAUCAGUACCUUGGUUAACCAGGCAAAGCCUCAUUCUGUAGAAGAAUUCAAGGUAGAUGCUGGCAAGAACAAAACCAAGCAUCAGGAGGCAGGGGCACUUACGGGUGUUAGUGGUAAAAACCAAGCAAAUGAAGAGAGUAGGAAUUCCAGAAAUUCCGUGUACGUGAAGGUGAAUAUGGAUGGAGUUCUCAUUGGACGAAAGGUUAACCUCAGUGCUCACAGCAGCUAUGAAACCUUGGCCAAGACAAUUGAGAACAUGUUUCUUGAUCCCACUGCGCUGGUUGACUCAACUGGAUCAAGCACAAAGGAACGUGAUGUAGUGAGACCCUCCAGACUACUAAAUGGACUUUCUGAGUACAUGCUUACUUAUGAAGACAGGGAAGGAGAUUGGAUGCUAGUUGGCGAUGUUCCUUGGGGAAUGUUUACCUACUCGGUGAAGAGGCUUAGGAUAAUGAGAGCAACUGAAGCCAAUCAAAUUGGCAGGUGAUCUAUCAGCAGGGUUGAAAUUCACCAACUGAAGAUGUUUUUUCUUUCAUUUUUAUUUUCUUUUCCACGACACCUAUUCUCUGUGAGGAAGUUUGCAGCUCUGUAGCAGCAAGAGAAGGGAUUGGUGAUAUUAUAUGAGGAAGGCCAAUAUGUAUGGACUGAGGCAAAGCUUGAAAACUGUGCAAAUGAGAGGUAAUAGGCAACGCAUUUUGAAGGCAAAAGGAUUGGCUUCUUUUUCCUUUUUUCCUUUUUUUUUUUUUGAUCUUAUUCCCUGUGCUCUGGGAAUUGUCAACUUGUGUAAUUUGGAAGUCACAGCCAUAAAGCCAUGCACAUAUACAGAUGUGGGAAUGUUUGUUGUGAAUAUGAGAGCAAAUAAUGCUCUGCUUAAGCCCUUUUUGGCCAUGGAAGGCCUUUUCUUCUUCUUCUUUUUUUCCUCUUUUAAAUGCUGUAAUAUUCCCUGUUUUAGUUUUCUUCUCACUCAAUGGAGAUGGGAGAGAAUGAUGUGGUUAUGUGUGUCUGUAAACAGGGGAAAUUUUGGAAUUUCAAUAAAGAAAAAAAAAAGUUACAA
Molecule: messenger RNA, 1692 nt
Organism: Benincasa hispida (wax gourd)
Lineage: Eukaryota; Viridiplantae; Streptophyta; Magnoliopsida; Cucurbitales; Cucurbitaceae
Product: auxin-responsive protein IAA11-like
Biological process (GO): regulation of DNA-templated transcription
Cellular component (GO): nucleus
Source: RefSeq, a predicted model, not a curated record